AUGGUGGAAGCUACGUCGAAUUUGACGCCGUCGCAGAGAUAUGCGACAACGGCAUUGUUUGCGAUCGCUCUCAACCAAGCGCAGAUCAGUCAGACUAAGCCACUCGGAAUUCCGGCCACCGAUCAAGGCGGAGACAAUGGAGAAUCUGAGAAUUGCCGGACCGGAGAGACAAUUAGCAGCGGCGGUGAUCAUAUCUCCGACGACGCGGAUCUCUGGGUCCAAGAGGAUUCUGGCCUGCUCCGACCCGUUCUCAGAUGUCUUCAGAUUGAUUCCUCAACUUGGCAUGACCUCGAGGAAAUAGCUUCUUCUUCUUCGGCUAAACACCACAUCGGUGCGUUCAUCAAGUUACUCUCAGAAGAUGCUGCUAGUGAUGAUGACGGUUCUAGUGAUAUGGUGGAGAAAGAGUCAGCCUUAGCUAAAGCUGCUGAAGCUAUGGUACAAAGCAUUAAACAAGGCUCUAUAUCUGUGGAAGCUAAGAUGGAGAAACAUGUGGAAUACGAAAACGAAUGCCGUGAGAAGUAUUCAGUUCCCGAGGCACAGUCUUGUGAGGGUCAAGGGGUGGAUGAAGUUAAAAAUGGAGGUCACAAGGCUGAGAGUGUUGAAGAUGAGAAACCUGUUGAGGAAGCAGCAUUGCUUAGCCAUGAGAGAAAGAUAAGUGUGCUUUACGAGCUACUAUCUGCUUGCUUGGCAGAUAAACAUGAGGAGAACGAGAAAUGUACGCGGACUAGGAAAGGCUAUGAUGCGCGUCACCAUGUUGCUCUGAGGUUACUUGCGACUUGGUUUGACAUUCAGUGGAUUAAAAUGGAAGGAGUUGAGAAAAUGGUUGCAUGCUCUGCCAUGGCAUUGCAGAAGUCGAGUGAAAAUAAGGAAGAGGAGACUCUGUCACCAAAUAGUGAAUGGGAUAAAUGGAAGCGAGGAGGCAUCGUUGGAGCGGCUGCUUUAACAGGGGGUACUUUGAUGGCCAUCACUGGUGGAUUGGCUGCUCCAGCGAUCGCUGCAGGGUUCAGUGCAUUGGCACCAACACUAGGCACGCUAGUUCCGGUAAUUGGAGCCAGUGGGUUUGCUGCAGCUGCUAGUGCUGCCGGAAGUGUUACUGCUGCUGGAGCUGGCCUCACUGGGACUAAGAUGGCGAAGAGAACUGGGGACAUUGAAGAGUUUGAGUUUAAAGCUAUUGGAGAAAAUCAUAAUCAAGGACGAUUAGCAGUGGAGAUCUUAGUUGCUGGCUUUGUGUUAAAGGAAGAAGACUAUGUAAAGCCCUGGGAAGGCUUGACUAGCAACUUGGAAAGGUACGCAGUGCAAUGGGAAUCCACGAAUAUUAUUGCAGUGAGCACUGCAAUUCAGGAUUGGCUUACUUCAAGAGUUGCAAUGGAGUUGAUGAGACAAGGUGCAAUGUACACUGUACUAAAGUCGCUUUUAGCAGCAAUGGCGUGGCCAGCAACGAUCUUAGUAGCUGCUGAUUUCAUAGAUAACAAAGCAGGAAGACUUCUUGCUGAAGCGCUUCGAAAAGGGUUACAAGGAAAUAGACCUGUGACUCUCGUGGGUUUUUCGCUUGGUGCGCGUGUCGUCUUCAAGUGCCUCCAGGCUCUGGCUGAGACAGAGAAAAACGCUGAAAUUGUGGAAAGAGUUGUUCUUCUUGGAGCACCAAUUUCAAUCAACAACGAGAAUUGGCGAGACUUAAGAAAGAUUGUGGCUGGAAGAUUCAUUAACGUUUACGCAACAAAUGAUUGGACCCUCGGAGUUGCUUUCCGUGCAAGUCUGUUGUCUCAAGGAUUAGCUGGAAUCCAACCGGUUUGUAUCCCUGGGAUCCAGGAUGUGGAUGUAACCGAUAUGGUGGAAGGUCACUCAUCUUAUCUAUGGAAAACUCAGCAAAUCCUUGAAAGACUCGAACUCGACAACUCUUACCCAGUCUUUCGAAACACUCUCUAA
Microthlaspi erraticum is the source of this 1926-nucleotide messenger RNA. NCBI's taxonomy places the organism in Eukaryota, Viridiplantae, Streptophyta, Magnoliopsida, Brassicales, Brassicaceae. The record is from the annotation of a GenBank genome assembly.